Phodopus roborovskii (desert hamster) is the source of this 1247-nucleotide messenger RNA. RefSeq names its product hydroxyacid oxidase 2 (gene Hao2). The transcript is spliced from 8 exons. Bases 69 to 1172 code for a protein of 367 amino acids. Gene Ontology annotation, molecular function: FMN binding; oxidoreductase activity. NCBI's taxonomy places the organism in Eukaryota, Metazoa, Chordata, Mammalia, Rodentia, Cricetidae. The record is from RefSeq and is a predicted model, not a curated record.
GCUUACAUACUGCUAUUCCUGAUUAUUGGAAGACUUUAGAAUCAGGUUUGUCUUGGGUUAUUGUCUAUAUGCUUGGAAGCUGGAGAGAAGAUAACACAGCAGGUCCAGAAAUGUCUUUGGUGUCUUUGGCAGACUUUAAGGCGCAUGCACAAGAGCAGCUGUCUAAGUCAUCAUGGGACUUUAUUGAAGGAGAAGCUGAUGAGGGCAUCACAAACAAUGACAACGUCGCAGCAUUUAAAAGACUCCGCCUCCGCCCCAGAUACCUGAGAGAUGUGUCAGAGGUGGACACCAGGACCACAAUCCAAGGGCAGGAGAUCAAGGCCCCCAUCUGUAUCUCACCCACCGCCUUUCACUCUAUUGCCUGGGCAGAUGGAGAAAGGAGCACAGCCAGAGCUGCUCAAGAAGCCAACAUCUGCUACAUCACCAGCACUUAUGCCAGCUGUACCCUAGAGGACAUUGUUGCUGCUGCCCCCAGAGGCCUCCGAUGGUUCCAGCUCUAUGUGCAGUCAGACUGGGAGCUCAACAAACUGCUGAUUCAGAGAGCAGAAGGCCAGGGUUUCAAAGCUUUGGUGAUCACUGUAGAUGCACCAGUAAUUGGCAAGAGGCGACAGGACAUAAGAAACCAACUGAAUUUAGAGGCAAACAUAAUGCUGAAGGACCUCCGUUCACCUGAAGUGAGAAAUUCCACACAUUCUGCCUCCAUGUCUUUUCCAAGUGCUUCUUUCUGCUGGAAUGAUCUCUCCUUGCUUCAAAGUAUAACUCGACUGCCCAUUAUCCUUAAAGGGAUUUUGACAAAAGAGGAUGCAGAAUUAGCAGUGAAACACAACGUCCAAGGCAUCUUUGUUUCCAACCACGGUGGGAGGCAGCUUGACGAAGUUCCUGCUUCAAUUGAUGCUCUGACAGAAGUAGUGGCCGCUGUCAAAGGGAAAGUUGAAGUGUACAUGGAUGGUGGGGUUCGAACUGGCAAUGAUGUCUUGAAGGCACUGGCCCUUGGGGCUAAGUGUGUUUUCCUUGGGAGACCAAUCCUCUGGGGCCUUGCCUGCAAGGGUGAACAUGGUGUUAAGGAAGUUUUAAAUAUUUUAAAAGCAGAGUUCCAAACUUCUAUGGCCCUUUCAGGCUGCAGGUCAGUUGCUGAGAUCAGUCCAGACCUGAUUCAGUUUUCCAGAUUGUAAGGAUCUACUGCAAUUGCCUAUAAGGGGAAGACAAGCCCUCAAUGUGGUGUGCAAUACUGUUCUUCUUAGGCUCAU